GGCCUCCAGAUGGCUGACGUCUAUCUUGUGUUGCCCCUUAUCUAGUACAAUCCAGCUGAUGUCUUCAAAGCCAUAAGCUGAGUGUUUCGAGGGAUUCUUUGUUGAUGAAGAGAUACUACCGCCAAAGCAAUGCAAGGAGGCAUUUCAUGUCAAAAGCUAUUCUUACAGCAGUUAUUGCACAUGCAAUUUCAUGAGUUACUCAUCGCAACGCGAUGGAAAACCCACGCCAAGUCAAGACUGGUGAACGACCGACUGCGCAACUCGACACGCUGGCUCCUCUGAUCCGUCAGUGUUUGGAAGAGAUGUCAAACACACAAACCCUACUAUCUUCUACUAGGAAAGAACUGCUGAUAGAACGCGAAAGAAUAAAGACAGCUGGCCGCGAAGUUCGGCAAAAACGAGAUGAGGCUGGUAAUGCCGAAGUCGGAUUUAUGAAUUGUGUACGAGAUUUUGUCAAUAGUCAUUUGGAACAGCUGCCGACUACUCUCCUCAAUGCUUACGAGAAGGUCGAACGAACACGUGAUAACCUAGGGGUAGCGGAGGAGAACUAUUUGCAAGCCGAAAGAACUCUAGCUGGCGCCGAAUGGACAUUCAUGAAUCAGGAAGAUCGAUUUUACCAAUUCGACAUCAACAGAAUCCUGUUUGAGACACACUCUGAACGCUCUAUUCCCCUCUACAGUCAACCAUCUGAGGCUACAUCCCAUCCGCCGAUACAUCAUCUUCCCCCUUGUCCGGUAGGAUCGCUGUCUCCAGAUCAAGUCUCAAAAUUACCGCCUCCGCCACCACCUCCGCUUACUGCGGUUCUUCCGCCAACUCGUUUGUCUCUUUAUCCCUGUGCUCCGAUGAUUCUACCCUCCUCAGCUUCUAUCAACGGAAGACAUGUCGCAGUGCUAGAAGGGGUAAGCGCCUUGAAGAAAGAACUUGGUCAAUUAUGGCAAAGGGAGAGCGAUGAGUCGGUAUGGGCCCAGGGAGAUGAAGCGCUGUUUGCUGAAGGAACUGGGAUCCUCGACACAGACAUGACAGCGUCUAGAAGCGAACACAGUGACAUUCUUCUUGAUGUUCUCAGGAGAGGAGAAAAGGCAGAACCACUCGAUACUGAGGACAUGGGUCUGGCCUUAGAGGCUCCAGCUCUGGCUAGAAGAUUUUCGGAUUCGACAUACUCUUCCAGAGCUGUACCAAGACUACCAGUUCCAAUGAGGCGAGCCCAAACGGAAAGCGCUGCUCUAUUCAAUCGCUGUAGUUCCGACAUAACGAAGAAGAUAGAGGAAUGGUCUUUGACGCACCUCAAAGGAAGUGUUAUUCAGAAACGUCUAUACUUGAACACACUUCAAGACAAUGGAUUAGAAGGUUCGAUUGGAAGUGGGCUAGAAGAUUUAGCGACGGAGUUUUGGAGCAAAGAUAGUCUCAACCACACCAGAGACAGCAACGAGCUUCACGCGGCUUUCGCCAACGGAACAGAAUACGAGACUCAGUCUUUGCGUGAUCAAAGCGUCACGCGAAGUAUAGCUCCCUCCCUCUUGAUGCAACAUCGACUAGAAGGCAAUCUACAGUCUACCGAACAGAUGAAGGCGGAGUUGAGAUCUAUCAGGCUACAAGAGAUGAUGGAAAAGAGUGGUCAGGAUACUUCGCAAACAGUGCCUCUGUCGUCAUCACCGUCACCGUCACUGGAUGAUCAGACGUCGGACGAACUAGGAUGCAACGACAGGAACAAAACACCGGAUCCAGCCGUGGGCGUCUUGUGUGAUCAGCGAAACUUACUCAAGGAUAGCCACUCGUCCGAUGUUGUCGUAAACCAGCCAAAAUGUACUUGCCUGGCUGAAUUCGGCGAUGCAGCGCAACGAAAAGAUAGUGUCCAAAGCACCCAUCACCCCGAAUGCGAGAUGGCGGCCAAGCAUGGUGGUCAUAUCACGGCAUAUCGCUCGUCACGAGAGCGAAUUGACGUCGAGAGCAUUACAAAAGCAACAACGUUAGAUGGUCGUUGCAGCCGUACACGUCCAAAUCACUCAGUCGACCUAAAGGUACAACAUGCUUCGAAAUCUGACUACGGAUCAAAUACACGUACUCAGCCGGACUUCGAUAUCUAUGCGCAGGCAUCUUCAGUGCUACCCACAACCAUCACCAAAGAGAAUGUGCAGUUUACAGCAAGUCCAACCAUGGCCCAUUCUAAACCAGUCCCUGGAGCUCGUAGGAAUUCGAUUGCUUGGGUCCGACGCCUUUUCCCUCAAUUCAAGUACAAGCGAAGUAAGAGUUCUCCUUCUAUUGGGGACUAUCAUUCAGCUGCUCAUGCAUGAAGGCAGCCGGUGGCGUAGCAACGUUGUCUGCCUUCGUGGUGAGAUGUCAUUCGUAUCAUUUCUCGGACAUUUUUCCCGUUCUCCUCGUCGAUACAUGUCAUCUAUUAUUGUUUCAAUAUUGUAACAUUUAACGAAUCACGACGGUAAUUUUACGUUUUCGUUCUACAGCCGCACUUUCGGAACGACUUUACCGGGCACGAAAUUCGCUUUGGGGUGGUGAUUGGUUCAUAUAUAUACACUUCAAAUCCUUCAAUGCAUCUGUCGGCCCACCAGUACUGUAUACCAGU
Messenger RNA from Alternaria alternata, 2578 nucleotides. RefSeq lists its product as hypothetical. The coding region runs from base 213 to 2291 and encodes 692 amino acids. The record is from RefSeq and is a predicted model, not a curated record. The transcript is spliced from 2 exons. NCBI's taxonomy places the organism in Eukaryota, Fungi, Ascomycota, Dothideomycetes, Pleosporales, Pleosporaceae.